UAUCCUCUUCCCGCCUUGUCACAGUAUGUCUUACCCCGUCAACACUCUCAAGCAGUAGAAAGAUGCUAAGGCAGUCACUCGUUAACAGAACAGUACCUCAUAUCACAGUCAGCAGUCCUGGAGGCUCGGUAACCCCACAGAAGUCGACAACCUCAUCUCCGAUACCUUCUGCUAGUGCGACUUCGGUCGUUACAGCAAGCGGUAACCUCAACCCUUCAAAUUCUGGCAUAUCUGUAUCGUCAUCCACAACAUCUCCGUCUACUACAUCGAUACGCAAGGCGAGGCCUAUUCCAGCAUCUGAUGUGAAUCGAUACGAGAGGAAGCGUACAAUACCCCAAACGAGGGACCGCGUAUUCAUUGAGCCGGGGAACAAGGUGUUCGAGGACAAACCGCCCUCUGGUCGCUGGAAACCACUCGUGCACCCUGAAGGUGCCUUGUAUUACUAUGACAGCAGUCGCCGGGUAUACACUGAUGCCGACUUAUCAAAGCCGUCAACCCUCCUUGCGAUCGAGGCAUUCGCAGAUCAACUAUAUAACGAUGCACAGGCCAACCCAAACGUGGAUAUCACUAGCAAAACAGAAUUAGUCGUUGAGGAUAUUGACGAGAACAUCUGUGGCUACUAUUUUGUCGAGCAAGAUACACGGUGCAUCUUCUGGCUAGAACGUUUUGAUGCGGAAACCUUGUUUGGGAACAUCAGGCGAGUGAAGAAUAUGGGUCAUAUCAAAUACGCUAUUGAAGCUCAGUACUGGACUCACUGUGAACUAUUUCCACAUGAAAAUCGAGUGACGCCAGUUGUUCUCGAGGAACUAAAACAAAUGAUUAUGCAUGCCGCAGCAGUGACCAUCACAUCUGUGACGUGUGUCGCUCCGUUUGAGAAAGAGGAGCUGGAGAAGAUGCUGGACCUCGUUAUGAACAUCGAAGGAACCCUUGAUGGUCAAUUUACGCACACGAGAUGUGUCGUGGCCCGAUUUAUGUCCGAGUUCAUCAAAGCAAAGUUUUUCAAUUUCUGUGGACAGCCAGGUGCAAGGCUGGAUUCCGACCAGACAAUCUACUUCAAGGGCCAUGAUCACCAGUCGCUUCUGUUCAUUAUUACCUCUUUCCUGCUCUUUGGCUCCCCUCGUACCCACCAAGAAGAUCUGAAGGUGAUAUGGGUUGAUAGGAUCAUUAAUCGCGUCCUGUGGAAUCAAUUCAUUGACAAACUCAAUGACGAGUGGACUGGACUCGCGCUUUCGGCGACAGUUAUUCUCAAUGCUAACAUAGCUUUUCUCGCAAUUUCAUCUGUGCCAGACACCGCCGGAUUACUAAGUUAUAUAUCAGUAGUUUGCAGCAUUGCAGUUGUCCUCCUCGUACUUCUUCUGGUUCGUCAAAACCAGAAAAGGGAUUGCGAGCGAGCUGUUGCGCUUCUGACAUACGUGGAACAGUCUUUCUUCGGCACAGAAGUGCUAGCCAUAUUGUAUAGCUUGCCAUAUGGACUGUUGGUGUGGGCCCUCAUAUAUUUUGCUGCAGGCUUCGGCGAUUUAGUCUUCAAGAUUGAAAGCCAAUGGACGCGUGGUGCCGUAGGUUUUGCUGGAGCACUUGUAGUCUGUUUCGUGGUGUUGGUAUUGCAGAUAGGAAGACAUCAGAUCAGUCCUAAAGAUGAGGGAUCUGUGGUAUAGCUUGUAUAUUGACAUCUUGAAACGAGUGCCAGGGAAUAUCGCUG
Suillus fuscotomentosus is the source of this 1699-nucleotide messenger RNA. RefSeq lists its product as uncharacterized. The transcript has 13 exons. NCBI's taxonomy places the organism in Eukaryota, Fungi, Basidiomycota, Agaricomycetes, Boletales, Suillaceae. The record is from RefSeq and is a predicted model, not a curated record. Bases 63 to 1655 code for a protein of 530 amino acids.